Leptosia nina is the source of this 369-nucleotide messenger RNA. NCBI's taxonomy places the organism in Eukaryota, Metazoa, Arthropoda, Insecta, Lepidoptera, Pieridae. The record is from the annotation of a GenBank genome assembly.
AUGAAAGCUUUCUUCGUUAUCGUUGUCGUGCAAGCAAUCGCACUGAGUGCUAACGCCCAGUGCCUAAGAUCAUGCGCACCAAACCUCCUCGCUGCCCCAUUAGCAGCUCCCUGUGCAGCGCCUCUUGCUGCCCCUCUAGCGGCCCCUUGUGUUACCCCAACUUUGGCCCCAGCCCCCUGCCUAGCGUCCACAAUGUCAGCACUUACUGCAGUCGGCCCUAACGCUGUUGCCAGCAGCCUUGCUGAUACACUAUCUUUACUGACUGUCAGCAGCCUGCUGGCUGAGAAAUUACCGCUCGGCUACCCACUAGUGGGCCCAUCUGUGGGCUGUGGCUGUGGUAACCCAUUGGGCUAUUCGUAUGUGCUGUAA